This is a messenger RNA of Thunnus maccoyii (southern bluefin tuna), 1770 nucleotides long. RefSeq names its product potassium voltage-gated channel, subfamily F, member 1b (gene kcnf1b). Gene Ontology annotation, biological process: potassium ion transmembrane transport; protein homooligomerization. Bases 127 to 1452 code for a protein of 441 amino acids. Gene Ontology annotation, cellular component: voltage-gated potassium channel complex; membrane. NCBI's taxonomy places the organism in Eukaryota, Metazoa, Chordata, Actinopteri, Scombriformes, Scombridae. The record is from RefSeq and is a predicted model, not a curated record. Gene Ontology annotation, molecular function: voltage-gated potassium channel activity; protein binding. The transcript has a single exon.
UGCAUGAAACAGUCUGGGGAGGAAACAUUUUACGCGCCGAAGUUAUGGACAUUAAUUCUGUCUGUUGCGCGUCACUUUCACACUAGGCUAUAAGAUAAGCUUUUAUUUAAGCAAACAUUUAGUAAAAUGUGGACGAUUCCGAAACCAAAAUACAAGACCGGUUUGUGCGCCGAUGGUGAGGCUGAGAUUACUGUGAACAUUGGCGGAGUCCGAGUGGUACUUUUCGGGGAUGUUUUGAAUCGCUACCCGGAGAGCAGACUGGCAGAGUUGGUGAACUGCUCAACUCAGAAUUAUGAAGUUAUCUCUUCGCUUUGUGACGAUUUCGAUCCUGGUAGAAAAGAGUUUUACUUUGACCGAGAUCCUGAUGCCUUCAAGUGCAUCAUCGACGUCUACUACUUUGAUGAAAUCCACAUCAAACGCGGCAUUUGCCCCAUCUGUUUCAUCAAAGAGAUGGAGUUCUGGAAAAUAGACCAAAGUGUUUUAGACGAAUGCUGUAAAAGUUACCUGAGUGAGAAGGAGGAGGAGCUGAAAGAGAUUGCAAACAAAGUGAAAGUGAUUUUGGAGGAUCUGGAGGUCGACCAGUGCAUUACGCGCACCCAGCGGUGCCAGAGGUUCCUGUGGAAACUGAUGGAGAAGCCGGGUUCCUCCCUGCCGGCGCGCAUCAUAGCCAUCGCAUCGUUCCUCUCCAUCCUGGUCUCGGCCGUGGUGAUGUGCGUGGGGACCAUCCCGGAGCUUCAGGUGACAGACGCCGAUGGGAAGCUCGUGGAGCACCCGACCUUGGAGGGGAUCGAGACCGCCUGCAUGUUAUGGUUCACCGCGGAGUACCUGCUGCGUCUUGCCUCCUCUCCGAACAAGCUGCACUUCGCGCUCUCUUUCAUGAACAUUAUAGACUUCAUGGCCAUCAUGCCUUUCUACGUGGUGCUAUCCCUUACCUACCUCGGCACUACCUCUAUGAUGGAGCUGGCAAACGUCCAACAGGCUGUCCAGGCCCUCCGCAUCAUGCGUAUCGCGCGUAUUUUCAAGUUGGCGCGCCACUCCUCCGGGCUGCAGACUCUGACCUACGCGCUCAAGAGGAGCCUCAAAGAGCUGGGGCUGCUCCUCAUGUACAUGGGCGUGGGGAUCUUUGUGUUCUCGGCGCUGGCCUACACCAUGGAGCAAAGCCAUCCGGAGACGCUUUUCAGGAGCAUCCCGCAGUCUUUCUGGUGGGCCAUCAUCACCAUGACCACGGUGGGCUACGGAGACAUCUACCCCAAAACCACGCUCGGCAAGUGCAACGCAGCAGUGAGUUUUCUGUGCGGGGUGAUCGCCAUCGCCUUACCCAUCCACCCCAUCAUAAAUAACUUUGUGGUCUUCUACAAUAAGCAGAAAGUGCUGGAGACUGCGGCGAAACACGAAGUGGAACUGAUGGAGCUGAAGUCCGGCAGGGACGCGCGAAGAAAAAGCAGUAAUUAAGAGCAGACUGCGGGCGCACCAGCAAGUUCAGACUUUCCCAUGACAUUUUGUCGGAAACAUCAAGAGCAAUUUCAUAACGAAAGUACAUGUGAAAAAACAUCUAGGUUGAAGCUAAAGUUUGUUCAUAAAAUUCAGUAUCUAACUUAAAUGAAGACUUUUCAUGAGCUCCACGCAGUGACACCUGCUGUACAUAGCGUCUUUGCUCAGCUGUGCUGUUUCUGUUUGCUUUGACUGUCAAACGUGCUGCCAACACUGGUCCGGUUUUCUGCUUCACAUCUCUUGUCAUUGUGAAGGCUUGUUGUUAUUAUAUAAUUAAAA